Molecule: messenger RNA, 2262 nt
Organism: Acanthosepion pharaonis
Lineage: Eukaryota; Metazoa; Mollusca; Cephalopoda; Sepiida; Sepiidae
Source: the annotation of a GenBank genome assembly
AUGGAGAACUACCACAUUUUAGGGUGCAUUGGAGAAGGGUCAUAUGGAAAAGUGUACAGAGGUCAGCGCAAAUAUUCAGCCAAUGUGGUUGCUCUUAAGUUCAUUCCUAAAAUUGGGAAAUCUGAACGAGAACUGCGUGGUCUUCGGCAGGAGAUUGAAAUUAUGCGUAACCUCCAACAUGAGAACAUUGUGCAAAUGUUGGACAGUUUUGAAACAGAAGAAGAACUGGUGGUUGUGAUGGACUAUGCUGAUGGAGAACUUUACCAAAUCCUUGAAGAUGAUGGCACUUUGCCAGAAGAUCAAGUGCGACUAAUUGCUUGCCAGCUGGUGUCAGCUCUGUACUACCUGCACUCUCAUCGCAUUCUUCAUCGGGACAUGAAGCCACAGAACAUUCUUCUGGCAAAAGGAGAGAAAGUUAAACUUUGUGAUUUUGGAUUUGCCCGAGCCAUGAGUUUUGACACGCUUGUUCUUACUUCUGUGAAGGGCACUCCAUUAUACAUGGCUCCUGAAAUAGUUGAGGAACACCCAUAUGACCACACUGCUGAUCUCUGGGCCCUUGGUUGUAUUUUGUAUGAACUGUACACAGGAAUGCCACCCUUUUACACAAACAACAUCUUCCAACUGGCCAGUUUGAUUGUGAAAGACCCUGUGCGAUGGCCCAAGGACAUGAGCCCUGUUUUCAAGGACUUUUUGCAAGGUUUAUUGGCCAAGAACUCCAAGAAUAGACUCUCUUGGCCUCAUCUCCUCACCCACGAAUUUGUAGUUGAUGGAGUAAAAGCUUUGGACGAAGACUAUCAGUUGCCAAGCCCUUUCACGCAGCCUUUGUCAGCUUCGAUGGUUUUGAUGAAGGAACAACAGAUAAAAGACAAAACUCGACCUCCUGGGGUGCCAAAAAUGUUGGCCAAGGCAAGGAAAAAAGCUAUGCAAGCAAAAAAGCAAGGCUCCGUUAUUGCAUCAGCACAAAAAUACAUUUGGGAUAAUGCAGAUUCUAAUGCACCUGAUCAAAAAGAUAAUAACAAGAACCAAAAUGAAGUGGAGAAUUGCAGCCUGACUCUUCAAAGCCACAAUGGGGGAAAAGACCAUCCACGUUCUGAGGGAGAGAACCAACUAAAUGUUAUGAAAAUCAGCGACUGUAAAAGCACUAUUGAAAGUGUGAUUCUUGAAACAGAGGAUGCAGACAGUGAUGAGGAAUGGCAAGGAAUCAUUGAAAAGACAGAACGGGACGAUUAUGUUGACAAUGCUCUCAUACUACUGCAGGAUGACCGAUUCCAGAGAAAACUUGAGAGCCGUUUGGACACUGGAUAUAAGCAAGUGCUAGAUGGUAUGUUAGAAGGGGCUUCCCGAUUUAGAACUGCCCUCAGAGUCACUACUAAUCUAGUCACCCUAAAAUGUGAUAUCAGCUUGAUUACAAAUUUCUGUAGCUCUGUGGCAAUUCCAUCCUUUCUGCUCAAAACCAUAACAGCAAUACUGGAAUGUACAGAUGUGAAAAAGCAACCUUGGUGUGAACAAAUCUUCAGAGAUUUAGUGCUUGCUUUGAAUGGCUAUUUCAGUUCAGAGAUUGGCUGGAGUGACCGGCUCGAAAAGGAAAGAGUUGAAGAAUACCAAAAUGCAGCCAUACAGUUUGUUAAUCUGAUUCCAAAGUUGGUAAAUCUUCAGUUUGAUGAGGAAAAAAAAAUACAUCAGCAGACAUUUUUGUGUCUGCAGUACCUUUGUGAAGUCAUGGAUCGUAACAAGAUGUUUAUUUCACACAACUUUUAUUCUAGUCUGUCUUCAAAAUCCUCACAGACUCUCAACUGUCUCUGUAUAAUCUGUUCCUGUCUUUUCCACUUAUUCCCAUCUAUCACCCUGUCUAUCUCCCUCACAUUUCUGUUUUGUUCCUUUCUCUUUCUUUCCCCUACUAUCUCUGUCUUGCUGUCUUUCUCCUUGUUUCCAUUAGUCUCUCUACCCAACUCUCUCCAAAUUUCCAUUUUGUUCCUCUCUUUCUUUGCCUCUGUUUCCAUCAAGCUCCCUGCCUGUCUCCCCUCUCCUUUUCUAUUUAUCUCCCUGUAUGUCUCUCUGUCUUUCCUCAUGUUUCCAUCAAUGACCUUACCUGUCUUUCUCCAUUUCAAUCUAUCUUUAUGUCUGUCUCUUCUGUUGUUUCCCCUUAAUUCUUUACCUUUACCCAUCUAUCUACUUCCUCCAUUUCCCUGCCUGUCUCCCCUCCCCUUUUCUAUUUAUCUCCCUGUAUGUCUCUCUGUCUUUCCUCAUGUUUUCCAUCAAUGA